AUGAGGAUAGGCGCCUUCGUCUUCCCCAAGCGGCAACAGCACGCCCCCCUUCUCAUCCUCUCCGGCGCCGUCCCGCCCACUCCCAUGGCCUCCCUCGCCAUCCCGGCCUUGCGCUCGGCGGGAGCCAAGCUCGCCAGCACCACAGCCACGAAGCCCUGGAAGCCCACUUGCCAAUGCGCUUGCGUGUCCGGUGGCCAUGGCGGGGAGUCGUCGGCUCGGUCCGCGGAGGCUGAGGCAGAGCAGACGGCGGUGAGCAAGGCCAGGCCAAGGUUUAGGUGGGACACGUUCGGGUCCGACCUGACCGAGCCACAGCAGCGGGCGGUUCGGGGCCUGUCUCCGAAGCUGCCCAACCGCUGCAAGGCCCUGGUGGCACGCGUGGUGUGCCUGUGCCCCGGGGACGAGAGCCUUGGCGCGUUGCUCGCGUACUGGGUGAAAGCGAUGAAGCCCAAGAGGGCGGAUUGGUUGCUGGUUCUCAAGGAACUCAAGGCCAUGGAGAGCCCGCUGCUUGCAGAGGUACUGGAGCAUGCAUUGCUGGAAAAUUCUUUCGAAGCAAAUGUUCGCGACUACACCAAGUUGAUCCACAUCUAUGGCAAGCAGAAGCUACUGCAGAAAGCUGAGGAUGCAUUUGCCGCCAUGAAAGGCAGAGGUUUCCCUUGUGAUCAGGUCAUACUGACUGCACUGAUGGACAUGUACAGUAAGACCGGAGAUCUGACCCGCGCAAAGGAAAUAUUCGGAGAAAUCAUGUUGCUCGGUCUUCCACUGGAUAAGCGCGCAUACGGCUCGAUGAUCAUGGCUUAUAUCAGGGCUGACAUGUUGCAGGAAGCAGAAGAUUUGAUCAAAGAAAUGGAGGACCAGCAGAUGUUCGCAGGAAAGGAAGUUUACAAGGCAUUGCUGAGAGCCUAUUCAUACAGAGGCGAUUCAGAUGGCGCACAGCGGAUUUUCGAUGCCAUACAGUUUGCAGGGAUAGUGCCUGACACGAAAUUGUGUGCACUUCUGGUGAAUGCUUACUGCCUCUCGAAUCGAAUCGAUGAAGCUGUUUGUGCCAUCCGUAAUAUGAGAAGUGCAGGAGUCAAACCUUGUGACAAAUGUAUUGCCUUAGUAUUGGGCGCUUAUGAGAAGGUGAGCAUGUUAAAAACAGCACUGGAAUUUUUGACAGAGCUUGAAGAAAACGGUGUUUCAAUUGGCCAAGAGCCCUCUGAGUUGCUUGCGGCGUGGUUCAGGAAACUUGGGGUAGUUCAUGAGGUCGAACAGGUUCUGAGAGACCUCUCAUCAGAAGACAUGGCGAGUAAACCAAGUUUUGCAGUUUCUUUAGAACAGUAG
Molecule: messenger RNA, 1320 nt
Organism: Miscanthus lutarioriparius
Lineage: Eukaryota; Viridiplantae; Streptophyta; Magnoliopsida; Poales; Poaceae
Source: the annotation of a GenBank genome assembly